AUCAUUCAAAAACCCAAAAAUAAUAAUAGAAAUUUAAAAAACAAAAAAUAAAAAAAUCCUUCAAAUCUUUCUUUUACAUAUCUGACAAAACAAUGGCUAGAUUUCCUAUAGCAAUAUGUCUAAUGUUAAUACUAGUAGCAUCAAGUACCAUAUAUGAAGCGCAAGGUGUAUUCUUAUUAAGGCAUUACAUGAAUAAAUUUCCUAAAAAUUCCCAAGACUUUGAGCCUUUUGCUUACAAAGGUAUGCUUAGUUUUGUGGAUAACCUUGAGAAUAUGGCUCCGGAAAAAGGAGAGUACAAGGAUUUCUUCUCAAAGCUGAAAGCUUUCAUGUCCUUCAUAAACACGGCAAAAGGGUCGUCUUCAGAGUUCCAGUCUCAAAUGAAACAACAAGCUGAGGGCCUCUUCAAGGCUAUCUCUGCAUUGGGUGUCAAAGGAGGAUCAUCGGCUGAUACGAGCAAAUUGAUCGAGAGUUUGAUGUCAAUGGGGAAAACAUUUGCUGAAUUUAAGAGGAGCGGUGCAACAAUGAUGACAAGUGAACAAAGAAGAGAGUUAGUUACAUCUAUGGCAAAAUGGGCACAAGUGAUUGGUCAAUUUGUGAAAAAAGUUGGCGAUCAGAAUGGUGACGGCGCAAAGAUUGAUCUGUCAUCACUUCUUGGAGGUGGAAGCUCUGGCCUUGGAAGCAGUGGUGAUAGUGGAAGUCCAGGCUCUGACAGCGGUUCUCCCUCCGCCGACACUGGGAGUCCUACGGACGGUGGAAGCUAUGGAGACACCACUGGUGAUAGUGGAAGUUCGGCAGGUAGUCCAUCAUAUCCAAGUGAUGAUGGUAGUGGAAGCACUGCUGGUGGCCCUAGUGGAAGUACAACUGAUGGUUCUGCCGGAGGAGAAAGUUCAAUGGGUGGUGAUUCCUCUUCUGCUGGAGCAGCUGGGGAGAGUGGAAGUGCAGCAACUGCCGAUAGUGGAGAUGCUGCUGGUGCCGAUAGUGGAGGUGCUGCUGGUGCCGAUAGUGGAGGUGCUGCUAGUGCCGAUAGUGGAGGUGCUGCUGCUGGUGAAACCGCUAGUGGUGGAGCUGCUGCCGCUGACACUUCUGGUGGUUCGGCUGAAACCGGUGGUGAAAGUGCUAGUGGUGGAGCUGCUUCUGGUGCUGGAGCUGCUUCCGGUGCCUCAGCUAAAACCGGUGGUGAAAGUGGUGAAGCUGCUUCUGGUGGUUCAGCUGAAACUGGUGGUGAAAGUGCUAGUGCUGGAGCUGCUUCCGGUGGUUCGGCUGAAACUGGUGGUGAAAGCGGUAGUGGUGGAGCUGCAUCCGGUGGUGAAAGCGCUAGUGGUGGAGCUACAUCCGGUGGCUCACCUGAAACCGGUGGCUCAGCUGAAACCGGUGGUGAAAGCGCUAGUGGUGGAGCUGCAUCCGGUGGAGAAAGUGCUAGUGGUGGAGCUGCUUCCAGUGGCUCGGUUGAAAGUGGUGGUGAAAGCACUGGAGCUACUUCCGGUGGCUCAGCUGAAACCAGUGAUGAAAGCGCUAGUGGUGGAGCUGCAUCCGGUGGUGAGAGUGCUAGUGGUGGAGCUGCUUCCGGUGGCUCGGCUGAAACCGGCGGUGAAAGCACUAGCAGUGGAGUUGCUUCUGGUGGCUCAACUGGUAGUGAAAGUGCUAGUGCUGGAGCUGCUUCCGGUGGCUCGACUGAGGCCAAUGGUGGAGCCGCUGCCGGAGGCUCAACUGAAGCCGGUAGUGGAACUAGCACCGAAACGAGUUCAAUGGGUGGUGGAAGCGCUGCUGCCGGUGGCGUGAGUGAGAGUUCUAGUGGUGGAAGCACUGCUGCUGGUGGCACGAGUGAAAGCGCUAGUGGGGGGAGUGCUACUGCCGGUGGCGCGAGUGGAGGAACCUACACAGAUUCUACAGGUGGAAGUCCAACCGGUAGUCCCUCUGCGGGUGGCCCAAGUGGAAGUGCAAGUGAAAGCUCGAUGGAAGGUGGAACUUUCGGAGGCCAAUCUAUGGGAGGACAAGCCGGCAGUGCUAGCUAUCAAUCUACCAACUAUCAAAAGACACACUCAAAAUCCGCAGGCAAAAGCUCCGUCAGCCAUUCCUCGGAAGAGAAAAGCUCCGACAGCGCCAAUGCGGACUCGUAGAUUUAGACCCAGAGGUCAAAAACCUAUUAAUACUAUUAUGUCAAUAAAGAGAUGGCCCUGCUUAGUUACAGCAGCGAGCUGUAGAAUGUUUUGCUUUAAGACUAUUAAUUACAUACACUCAAUACUAGAGAAUUAUAUUCACGCAUAUUGCAUGGAUAUAAAAUUAACUCCCUUUUUCCUUUUGUAAAAAUAUGAAUACAAGAAAUUUUGGAUAUAUACAUGAUACAUUUUUUUUUUAAAGAAUAUGAAUGCAAAUGGGUUUGCAUAUAUGAUA
This is a messenger RNA of Arabidopsis thaliana (thale cress), 2391 nucleotides long. RefSeq names its product transmembrane protein, putative (DUF1216). The transcript is spliced from 2 exons. The record is from RefSeq and is marked reviewed. Lineage: Eukaryota; Viridiplantae; Streptophyta; Magnoliopsida; Brassicales; Brassicaceae. Bases 93 to 2117 code for a protein of 674 amino acids.